ACAUAUAACUGGAACCGAUUAAUCGUGUGAUCUCUCUCUUGAUAAUUUAUGAUGGGUAACUGUUUUAAGGCAAUUUUUCGAAGAUAAACAAUAUGACUCUUUUCCCAUAUCGAGUUAGUUGAAAAACUCGAAAAUCACUUCAAAGUAAUAAUUUAACUUCUGCUUUUAAUGAUGGCCGAAGGUUACAAGUAUGAAGAAGAGAAAGGAAAAAAUGAAGUAAAUAAUUCAGGAGAAAGAAACUCGGUUCCCAGUAGUAGUCAUGAGGAUGUAGCCAAUUGGUCAUAUUAUCACAAUCAUGCCAAUGAGUACUCGUUAGAUUUGUCUUAUUUGAACUUAGAUGGAAUUACUUUACAUCACAAUUUGGAAAUAUUCAAGGCACCUGAUGAAUAUGACGAAGAUGAAAGAAACGUUUGUAAGAGACAUGUACACUAUUUGUAUCUUCAACAUAACAGAUUGGAUUUUAUUCCUGAAAAUAUCAAUAAAUUUAAGAAUUUGAAGCAUAUUGAUUUAAGCAACAAUUUUUUAACUGAAAUAAAUGAAGCUGUAUUUGAAUUGACUCAACUAAAUAUAUUAAUUGCUCGAAAUAAUUUUCUAGGAGAUUUUUCACUUCCAAAAAAAUUCGGCCAGCUCCAUAAUCUGGAAGAAUUGAACCUAAGUGGAAAUUUAUUCAAAACGGUGCCUCCAGAAAUAAUCGACAUUCGUAGUUUGAAAUCAUUGUAUAUGGGUGGCAAUCAACUUGAAGAAGUACCACGAGAUAUUUGGAAGUUAGAAAAGUUGGAAGUUCUCUAUCUUGGUGGCAACAAUCUGAAGGAUAUUCCUGCCGAAAUGGGUCGAUUGCACUUUUUGCGAUCUCUCGUCUUGUGUGAGAAUCAGCUUCAGAGCUUGCCUUCAACGAUAUCUUGCCUUCGUCGAUUGAGAUCACUCUCUUUACAUAAAAAUCAGUUAACCACAUUGCCACCAGAAAUAGUUACUCUCAAAGGUCUUGUUGAACUCAGUUUACGUGAUAAUCCCUUAGUUGUAAGAUUUGUGCAAGACAUGACAUAUGAUCCUCCAUCGCUAAGAGAACUUGCUGCUAGGAGUAUAAAACAAUUUCGUGUUCCUUAUAAAGACAAAGAUCUACCUCCAAAUUUAGUGUACUAUCUGAAAAGUGCUUGUAGGUGUGUUAACCCUAAGUGUCGAGGGGUGUAUUUUGAUGUUCGAGUGGAACACAUAAAAUUUGUGGACUUUUGCGGAAAAUACAGAAUACCUCUUCUUCAAUAUUUAUGCUCACCAAGAUGCAGUACAACUCCAGCAAUAGGAUCUGUAUCAGAUACUACUAGCUCUGAUGAUGACAGUGACAUACCAGAGAGUCGUUUACGACGGGUUUUACUGGGUUAAAAUAUAUAACAUUUUAAAGUUUUCAGUAACAACUGUGAAAUUGUAUCACACGUGAGAAGAGUUCUCAGAAUAUAAACCUUUUCUAAUCAUCUUUAAAAAUCAGUCCUAAAAUUUUCCAUAUAAAAUUUUUAAUGAAUAUCUGACAUGAUUUGAUAUAACAAAUAUAUGUAUCUAAAUGUGCAUUUCUUUGAUAAAUUUAAUGUAUGUUGGAAAGCAGUUUGAAUUCUCCAUUCACAGUACAUAUCAUUUAUCUUUCGAUUAAAAAAAAAAGGAACAAUUUUUUUUUUUUUUUUUGCUUAACAGUUUUACCUGUAUGUCAUCAUAUGGGUAAUUGUUUUCUUGUUUAUACCAAAAAAUAUUCUUCCUGCAUCAUUCUUCGUUUUAAAAUAGACCAUACCAAAGUAUUAAUUUAUAGCUAAAAUUUCCAGAUGUAUAAUAAAUAUGAAAUCUAAAGCUAUGUAAAAUGCUUAUUACUUCUUAUAUGUUUAAAAAAAAGCCAAAAUUAUGGGAGUACUUAUGUAAAAUAAGCAUACUACUUGUAUGUGUGAGAAAAACCAACAUUAUAAGGGUCAUUGUAAUUUCUUUCUCUUUCUCUGUAUGGUAUGUAUAUAUAAAACUUUAUUUGGUAUGAUUUUCUUAUAUGUAAAUCAUCUUAAAAAUGCCUUCUUUCAAAUUCUGCAGUUAAUAAGAUAGAUAAUUUUCAAGCAAAUCUAUCUUGAAUCUAAAAUUGAACUGAGAAAUGGUUAAUUAAAAAUGUACUGUUAUUUAUUCUGUGAAUAAAAUAUUCAAUUUUAGGUGCUUUUUUAUGUUAAGUAAAAUAUUUAAUAUCUCCAUUGAAAAAGAUUAAUCUGUGAAUGAGCAAAUAGUUAUACUGGUCAUAUAUUGCAUCAUUAAUUGUAUUAACUGAAAUAGCACCACAUGUAUUUUUGUGUCGUAUAAAAAAAAUUUUAAAAUUUUGUAAAAGGAAUUUUUGUAUGCAAAUGUUCCCUUGCAUAAAAUAAUUUAAUGUUAAAUAAUAAAGUAUAAUUCUGUUUAUUCAAAUUAUAUUUUUUUAGACAAAUGAAGUUAAUUGUUAAUCUGCUUGCCUGUUUUUAAUGUUUUUGUUGAUUUAAAUAAUACAGAAAGAUAAAAUAAUAGGAUAUAUACUUUUAAGAAGCUUAAAUUAGUUCAGAUAAAUGUGUGUUACAUGCUGAUUGGCAUACAGUAAAAAAAUGUGUCACAAAUCACAUAAGUAUUUCAGGCAUUUAUUUCAUAUAAUCAAUUAAUAUGUGACAAAUCUUCUGAUGAAUAUGCAUUUAACAAAAAUAGUGAUACUAUAUUGGUAUUUGUUCGCUUCAUGAAUCAUUGCAUAACCAUAACAAGUCCCUCCCUUCCCUAAAAGCAGAUUAAACAUCACUGACAUUUUAUGUGCAUUCUUUCUUUAGGCAAGGAAUUUUUUAUAGCACAUAGUAAUUGCAGUCAGUUACUUCCUGUUAACUUCUGAUACAAGUUAUGUUUUUUUUUUUUUUUUUUUUUUUUUUUUUUUUUUUUUCUCUUUAAAGAUCUCUGAAUGAAAAAUAAUUUUAUUUUUCAGUUUUGUUGAUAAAAUGUCUUGCAUUUUUUAUGCAAAUAAAAAUAUUUUAUGCACUUUUAGUAAACAAUCUGUAUGGAAGUAAAAAGUUUCCCCGUCUACAGAAGAAAUGACAAUCCCAUUUUUCAAUUUUUUUUUUUUUUUUUUUUAUUUUUUUUUUUUUUUUUUUUUUUUUUAUUAUCUGUAUGAGAUGUAUCCCACAUAGUCUAGGUUUUCAGAACUCUGCUGUAAAUAAGUAACAAUUUUAUAUCUUUUUUAUUUAAUGAAUGAACAAAUACCGGUGUUAUAGAUACCACAGUUGUCUUGAUUUGUUUGCAGUUCAUAUUUUGUGGCACAUUUGCAAUGUUUUUCAAGUUGGUAUUUAAUUUUUGAGAAAAAUUUAUAGUAUGUCACGAAGUACAAGCUUUAUAACCUUAGCCAAGAAUUAUUUUAUAUGAUCACUGUCUCAGAGAAAUUUACUUUCAGAGAUAUUUAAACAUUCACUUUUUUUGUCUGAUAUUUUAAUCUUAUGAAACUUCAGUUUGAAUUUAAAAAAAUUUCACCCAAAAUUUUUUUCUAUUUUUUUUUUUUUUUUCAUUUUGUAUCAUUUCCAUAAAAUAUUUUUGCAACUGAGGUAUUGUGCGUAGUUUUUAUUAAUCAAGAGUUCCAUUUGCUGUUUUAUAGUUCAUAACUGUUUUAGACCAUAGAAAUUAAAAAUUUUGUAUUAUAUAAAAAAUUUGUACUUGUAUAUGUUAAGAUACUAAGAACUCGCAUAUUAUAAUUAUGUUUUCACAUGUUUAUUUUUCCAUCAACUGUUUGUCAAAAGAGUUAUUUUACCAAAGAAUUUUGGUGUGAUUUUUUUCUUCAGUUAAUGAGAAAUAAAUAUCUUCUGAAAGCUGAAUUUUUUAUGGAAAGUGAAUAACUAUGUGGAUACUUUGUGUAGAAAGUAAAUACUCUUGGCAAGUAAAUGUGUUUUAAAGUCUACUUAAUGGUGCUAUUUGUUAUGCUUGAAAUAUUUAUCUAUAAAAUAUAUUUUUAACAAAUUCAUAUUUUUUUUUAAUUCUUACAAUAUGUUUUGUAAUAUUUAUAUGUGAAUAUUAAAAUAUUCAAAUUGCUCAACUAUUUUAAUUACAUUGUUAUUAAAUUCUAAUAUACUGUUUUAUAGUGUUGAUUCUUUGAAUUAAAUAUAUCUAUAUCUGUGUAUAUAUUUCUAAAACUGACAAUAGCAUGUUACAUUUUAUGUGUCACAAAUAAAAAUUGUUUUUUGGUAUUUUGUUUCAUGUUCAAGAUAUGCAUAUUUUAUUUUAAGUAUAUAAUCUUUCAAAAAUCAUAUAGAUGUAACUGUUUAUUUUUCCAAAGGCAUAGCACAUACUGUUUGAUAUACUUUUUCUUAAUAACAAUUAAUGGUGCAAAUAUUCCUAACAGUUAUCAAUAAGAUGUAAUUCAGAUCACUUGAAUUAGAUAUUUUAUAAAUUACACAGUCUUCAUUUAUUAUAGAUGUUAUUUAGAAAUAUGUAAAUCACCUUGAAAUCAUUCAGGUAGCUAAGCAGCACAUAAGCUUUAACUUAAAAAGUCCUCCUAUACUGAAUGGCUAAUUUUUCUAAAUGCUGUCAGUUUACCAUACUGUGUGGUUGGUAAAUAAGCUUUUGUCUCAUUGAAUGACGAGACUUGGCAGGCUAUAAGAAUGAUAAAGUACUCUGAUAGUGUAACGUAUUGUAAGAGUACAAAAUGGAAAAAUGUAUUUCAUAUUUCUCUGCAAAUAAUAAAUAAAUUAAGUUUCUGUACAAA
This is a messenger RNA of Stegodyphus dumicola, 4714 nucleotides long. RefSeq names its product leucine-rich repeat-containing protein 58-like. The record is from RefSeq and is a predicted model, not a curated record. Gene Ontology annotation, molecular function: protein binding. Gene Ontology annotation, cellular component: cytoplasm. Lineage: Eukaryota; Metazoa; Arthropoda; Arachnida; Araneae; Eresidae.